Molecule: messenger RNA, 1061 nt
Organism: Zingiber officinale
Lineage: Eukaryota; Viridiplantae; Streptophyta; Magnoliopsida; Zingiberales; Zingiberaceae
Product: epsin-3-like
Exons: 4
Coding region: 17-793 (258 amino acids)
Biological process (GO): endocytosis
Cellular component (GO): clathrin vesicle coat; endosome; plasma membrane
Molecular function (GO): clathrin binding; phospholipid binding
Source: RefSeq, a predicted model, not a curated record
ACCGACGCCGACCGCCAUGGACGCCGCCCCCUUCUUCCACGAGCUAAGAAAGCAAGCCUCUUUCUUCCUCAAAGACAAGCUCCGGACCGCACGAUUGGCCCUCACCGAUGUCACUCCGGCGCAAUUGCUCACUGAAGAAGCCACGAACUCAAGCUCCUGGGCACCCGACUCCAAGACCAUGCGCUGCAUCUCGCUGGCGGCCUUUGAGAUUGACGAUUACUGGAGAAUUGUGGAGAUUUUGCACAAAAAGUUUGAGAAGUUUGACAAGAAGCAGUGGAGAGAGCCAUACAAGGCUCUAAUACUUCUCGAGUACCUCCUAACUCACGGUCCGAAGAGCAUCGCAGAGGAGUUUCAGAACGAUAAAGGAGCCAUACAACUCCUCGGUGACCUCAAAUUCAUCGACGAAAGAGGCUUCAACUGGGGUCUCACAGUCAAGUACAAGACACAGCGAGUCUUGAACCUCUUAGACAAUGGCCAGCAUCUCGACGAAGAGCGCGACCGGGCUAGAAAGCUCUCUCGAGGAAUCCAGGGCUUCGGCAGCUUCAAUCUGAACCAGCUUUCAUCGGCAAGUGACCAUGAAAGUGUACCAAGCAAGCAUAGACGGCAUGAUGAUGAUGUGUUCAUGAAGAGCGAAAAGGAGAAUUUGAAAUGUGAUGCAACAGUCGAACCACUCAUGAGGAGGGAAGGCAGAAUCGAAGGGAGACUCUUCCAAGAGCUAUCAAAUCGCAAGAUUCUGGCAGUUAAUGAAACAAGAAAUGGCGUUGCCACAAAACCAACGUUGGCUAACGGAUAAGGUUGCUUUUCCAUUAGAAGUUGCAAAGUGUGUACCACAAUACUCAAAAUGCUGCUACAAGUGAUCUCUAAUACGCAAUUUUCAGAGCCGAUUUCAAUACAAUUUCCUUAGAAAAGAUGGAUGAAUUAUAUGUUAUAGUGUUCCAUGAAUAGGAAGGGAAGUCUGGACACAAUAUUAAAUUUGUGGUCUCGAGUUUGAGUUAUGGAAACAAUUUCUUAUAAUGCUGGAUAAGUACAGCAGACUUAAUGUGGUCUAAACUUUUUUUAAA